AUGGCUGCCAUCCCAAAUGGAAGUACGUUCUAUAAUUUUAGUAACGGUUUCAUCGUUGAAUAUGACGGAUCGUGCAGUAGUUGGCUAUUAAUAAUAGGUGAAAAUUUUUGGCAUCCAGCUGUACGUUGCAUCCUAUACAUUGCUGCUAUGAUUUACUUAUUUGUUGGUGUUGCAAUCAUGUCUGACGUCUUUAUGGGUGCUAUUGAAGUUAUAACGAGCAAAAAGAAAACUGUUAUUACUUACGACCGUGAAACCGGUGAACAGGCGACUAAAGAAGUAUUAAUAUGGAAUGAGACGGUAGCCAAUCUAUCGUUAAUGGCGUUAGGUUCAUCGGCGCCCGAGAUUUUGCUAUCUAUUGUUGAAACAGUCUCUGAAAUAUCUGAUCCUAACAGUGUAGCUGAUGGUUUAGGGUCAUUUACUAUUAUUGGUUCAGCGUCAUUUAAUUUAUUAAUUAUAACCGCAGUUUGUAUCGUUAGCGUACCGGCUCCUCAUUAUAAACGCGUUAAAGAGUUUGGCGUUUUUAUUAUCACGGCAAUAUGGUCGGUAUUUGCUUAUGUGUGGAUGUUGAUUGUAACUACCGUAUGGACGCCUAAUAAAAUUGAUAUAUUCGAAGCAUGGAUUACAUUAGCCUUUUUCCCAUUACUUAUAUUAACUGCUUGGGCCCAAGAUAAUGGUUGGUGGUGGAAAAGACAUUCCCAAAUAUUACCUAAUGAGGAUAAAUCACUAACGGUACGCGUUGUCGGCGGUAAAAGCCGCCAUCCAUCUGCCUCUAUCAUACGGAGUACUUCUAGAGAAUUAUCAAAUGUUCACCGAGAAAGCGUUGCUUCUGCUCAUAAUAGCACUUACGACCUGGAGUCGGUUACGAAAUUGAAUCCUGGCGAAAAUAGGAGUCGAGCAAAUUCCGCCCGCACAAGUAUUUCCAGAAGUAGCUUUGUCUAUGAAGACCAUGGUAAAAUACAAGUAGAUAUUAAACCCUCAAAUAGCUUUGCUCGAGCUAGAUUUCGUCACGCUGCUAUCCGUUCAUUGAUGGGAGGUAAAAGGCAUCGAAGGUCCAAAUCAGUUACUGAUAAGAUGGUAGAGUUAGAGUCUGGAUUAUUCAAUUCAUCUGAACCUAAAAUGGCCCAUUUUGUUAAUAUAAUUACGCAUCGUUUAAACGAACAAUCUAACGCUUCUAGCAGGAAUAUAGCAGCUACAUUUGUAUUCGAAAUUGCGGCAUAUUCAGUCCGAGAAGAUAGCGGUUCCAUUGAUUUAAUUGUUUUGCUAAAUCGUCACAGGGCCUUAAUUAAAAAAUCCCAAGAAAACAAGAAUAAUAAGACCGUUACAUUUGGCUUAGGCAAAUCGACGUCUGAAACCAUCAUUAAAAGUCUUAGCAGCAGCUUCAAGACCGAUAAAUCGAUAAAGUCAUGUGAUCCUAUAACUGAAGAAAGUAUCCAAGAUUUAGAAUCGUCAAGGUAUAGCGAUGAGGAAGGAGAUGAUGCCACUCAGAAUAACUUUUCUGUAGAUUUUGAGACUCGGGAUGGUGGUGCUAAGCAAGGUGUUAAUUUCAAAUAUUCCGCUGGCAGGCUGAAUUUCACAAAAUCAGAGUAUCAAAAGACUAUUACGGUUGAUAUCCUCAAUGAUGGUCAAUAUCAUCCUAAUCUUAGCUUCUACGUCAUAUUGAAAAAUCCAUCAGAGUAUAGCAAAUUGGCAGAUCCUAGCGUUGCUCUGGUGACCAUAAUUGACACUAAUGUGCCAGGAGAAUUUCAAUUUGAAAAAGCAAAAUAUCAUGUUGAUAAAGAUUCAAAUCAGAUAUCAUUGAAAGUGCUCAGAAAGAAAGGAGUAGAUGGCACUGUUCAUUUAGAAUUUGCUACUAUAGAUGGAACUGCCCAUGGCGGAAUUAUUCCCGAAGUAGAAGAAAAUCAUAAAGAUUAUGAAUCAAAAACAGAUAUGCUAAUUUUUGCUAACGGCGAAACUGAGAAGGAAAUAGUAAUUAAUGUCGCUAGCCAUGUCAAGUUGGAUAAGAAUUUCUUAGUUGCUUUACGCAAUGCAAGCAUGGGAGCAAGAAUUGGUGAAAUAGGAGCAACUAUUGUUAGCUUUGAUAUUGAAAGAGAUGCAUUAGGUGAUCGUGUUGCAGAAUUUGCCGCUUUAAAUGGAGUGGAGGGAGAAGAUGUUAGUUGGGCUGAACAAUUCACAAAUGCAUUAACUGUUGGGAGCGAUAUUGAUGAAUUUGGAGAAGAAUCACCUCCCAGUAAUCUUGACUAUAUUCUGCAUUUUAUUGCCUUUUUAUGGAAAAUAAUAGCAGCUACUAUUCCACCGAGGACGGUGUUAGGGGGUUGGCCAGCCUUUGUUUUAUCAUUAGUUUAUAUUGGUUUCUUGACAGCUAUUAUAGAACAGUUUGGUAACUUGUUAGGAUGCGUUAUAUUACUAAAGCCCAGUGUAACAGGAAUUACAAUAGUAGCCCUAGGAACAAGUUUACCUGAUACAUUUGCUAGCAGAAAUGCGGCAGUUCAUGACCACAGUGCAGAUGCUUCAAUUGGAAAUGUUACAGGGAGUAAUAGUGUUAAUGUUUUUCUUGGAUUGGGAUUGCCUUGGGUUUUGGUUACCACUUACCGUCAGAUAAUGUUCUCAAAUUCAGACUACGCGAUUAGUCCAGGGGAUAUGCAAUUUUCUGUUAUUCUAUUCACUGUAGUAGCUGGAGCUGGAGUGGCUAUUUUGUUGUUCCGACGCUUUGUCCUUGGUGGUGAACUUGGAGGAGAUAUCAAAUGGCAAUAUAUUACAGCAGCUACAUUAGUUUUACUUUGGGCCGUCUAUAUUACACUAGCCAGCUUACGAGCAUAUGAUGUUAUAAGAUUUCAGUGA
Molecule: messenger RNA, 2838 nt
Organism: Trichoplax adhaerens
Lineage: Eukaryota; Metazoa; Placozoa; Uniplacotomia; Trichoplacea; Trichoplacidae
Exons: 17
Coding region: 1-2838 (945 amino acids)
Biological process (GO): calcium ion transport; cell communication; transmembrane transport
Cellular component (GO): membrane
Molecular function (GO): calcium:sodium antiporter activity
Source: RefSeq, a predicted model, not a curated record